GCAAGGGACGCAACUGCGACACAAUGGCAGACGACGAGCUGCAGUGUCUUCAAGCAAUUUACUGCCGCUCAGAAGAACUCAAUGUUUUGCCUGGAAAUGAUGGGAGCUGGCAUGUUCGAGUCAAACUUUUGCCAGCUUUGGAGGGCAACUCAGCAUUACCUGUACAUGCAGAAUUAUGUCUCUCACUUGCUACCACGUAUCCAGCUACACCUCCAUCAAUUUCAAUUUUUAGCAACACCAUCAGCAAAGAUAACAUUGCAAAAAUAAGGACACAUUUAUGUCACUAUGCAGAACAGAACAUUGGCCUUCCUAUACUCUUGGACAUCAUUACCCAAGCAAAUGAACAGAUACUGAAUGUGCAUUCAGAUCCACAAACAGGAUCUCAAGCACUUAUUUCAGGAUGUACUGUGGCCCCUAGCAGCCAUAGUGAAGAAAUGUUAGAGAGAUUGGUUCUGUUGCGUUUGGAUCAUAUGCGUUCAAAGACAUCCUACACAAAGCAGAUUAAGAAAUGGAUUCAAGCGAUGUGCCUAACUGGGCGACUGAUAAUAUGUCAGAAGCUGAUCUUUAUUCUUCUCCAGGGACUUGCAGCAAGAGUAAAGAACUACAUUUUGCUACACCGCACAAGCACUGUUGAUGUUGAUUCUAAAGGCCAUCCGUGCAAAGAGCGCAUGAUGACUAUUCUUUGUGAUGUUUCUCUUUCUGAUGGACACACCAGAUUUCACGACUUUGAGGUGCUGGAGUUGAGAACAUACGAAGAUCUUCAGUCCUUCUUCUCAGCCUCAGCUAUGCAAGACAUUUAUGAAGACUAUGUGAAGCCUCUAAUGCAUUAAAAUCUGAUGGAAUUGAA
Pomacea canaliculata is the source of this 847-nucleotide messenger RNA. RefSeq names its product RWD domain-containing protein 3-like. The record is from RefSeq and is a predicted model, not a curated record. Gene Ontology annotation, biological process: positive regulation of protein sumoylation; positive regulation of hypoxia-inducible factor-1alpha signaling pathway. Gene Ontology annotation, molecular function: protein binding. The coding region runs from base 24 to 830 and encodes 268 amino acids. The transcript is spliced from 4 exons. NCBI's taxonomy places the organism in Eukaryota, Metazoa, Mollusca, Gastropoda, Architaenioglossa, Ampullariidae.